This is a messenger RNA of Olea europaea var. sylvestris, 956 nucleotides long. RefSeq lists its product as uncharacterized. The transcript is spliced from 8 exons. Lineage: Eukaryota; Viridiplantae; Streptophyta; Magnoliopsida; Lamiales; Oleaceae. Gene Ontology annotation, biological process: protein deubiquitination. Bases 1 to 825 code for a protein of 274 amino acids. The record is from RefSeq and is a predicted model, not a curated record. Gene Ontology annotation, molecular function: cysteine-type deubiquitinase activity.
AUGGACCCAGGUAGAGUCUUCGGGACUUAUUUUGGGCUGGAUUACUUAUGCAAAACUUGGCACCGAUUUGGACUGAAAGUUGAGAAUGGACCGAGAUGGAAUGUUUCACUAAGUUUAAGAAUUGGGCUCACUGCUACCCUCAUAGAAAAUUUGUAUUUACUCGAUUAUUUUAUUUGUUUUGUCUUCAACAGAUUGGAGUUAUAUGACCUGGUUGAACGAGAAAUUUCAGGGGAUGGUAAUUGCCAGUUUCGUUCAUUAUCAGAUCAAAUAUAUCGUACUCCCAAGCAUCAUAAAUUAGUGAGAGAACAAGUUUUGUACCAGCUGAUGUCCUAUCGAGAGCUGUAUGAAAAUUAUGUUCCAAUGGCUUAUGACGACUACUUGAAGAAAAUGAGCAAGACAGGCGAAUGGGGGGAUCAUGUCACAUUGCAGGCUGCUGCAGACACUUAUGGCGUCAAAAUAUUUGUCAUUACGUCGUUUAGGGAUACCUGCUAUAUUGAGAUUCUUCCAAAUACUCUGAAGUCAAACAGAAUGAUAUUUUUGAGCUUCUGGGCGGAAGUGCACUAUAACUCUAUUUAUCCGCGAGAAGAAUAUCUUAGAGGAGGAAAUGCCGAUGAAGGCAAGGGGAGUUUUACCUCUAAAAGGAGAGAGAGAGUCAGUUUGGUAGAGAGUGAAAGUAAAGGCACAUCUUAUAUGGAAUAUUCGGAAGGUAAUGGGCGUUUAAUUGGUUGGAUUCAGUUUGUAUUCCUUAAUAUUGCUUCUGUUUUGCAGAAUUUCCUGUAUUGGGGAGCAAGAAAAAGAAGAAGUGGUGGAAAGCCUGAUUAUUAGCUUGUUUUGUGCAUGCAGUUCUGAUGUAAUUCAUACAUUUAUUCUGUUAUUAAAUGUUGAUAUACAUAUUUUUUAGUACAUUUUUGAACUUUGCAACUUUCAAGAUUCAAGUAGGCAGUAUAUUUUUCUUA